ACAGCCCCUAAUGCGCAACUGCUGCGUUCGAGGUACGCGCGGAAUUUGCGCAUGCGCGGUUGUUUGGAAGGAGCGUAGGGGGUUGUUACGUUUUGGGAGCGCCGUCGCGUUACUACGUCCGGUGAUGGCGGCUCUGUGUUCGAGCCCAUGAGGCGGGGAAACGUUGUACCAAGCCGGGGUGCGGGGAAGCAGAAGACGUCCGAGGCAAUGGCUGGGGUGUUUGACAUUGACCUGGACCAGCCAGAGGACGCGAUAUCAGACGAUGAACUGGAGGACGGGGGAACUUUGACUGAGUUCAUGGACCACGGGAGUAUAUCUUAUGAACUUGGCAUGGAACAUUGUGAGAAGUUUGAGAUCUCAGAGACAAUUGUGAACAAAGGUCCAGAAAAGAUCCGACCAGAAUGUUUCGAGCUACUUCGUGUACUGGGGAAAGGUGGUUAUGGGAAGGUUUUUCAGGUGCGUAAAGUAAUUGGAGAUCAUACAGGAAAUAUCUUUGCAAUGAAAGUUCUUAAAAAGGCCAUGAUUGUACGAAAUGCUAAAGACACGGCUCACACUAAAGCAGAGCGGAAUAUACUAGAAGAAGUAAAGCAUCCGUUCAUUGUGGACCUUAUUUAUGCCUUUCAGACUGGUGGAAAACUCUACCUCAUCCUGGAGUAUCUUAGCGGAGGAGAACUCUUCAUGCAGCUGGAAAGAGAAGGGAUAUUUAUGGAGGACACAGCCUGUUUUUAUUUGGCAGAGAUCUCAAUGGCUUUAGGACAUUUACAUCAGAAAGGAAUCAUUUACCGAGAUUUGAAACCAGAGAACAUCAUGCUUAAUCAUCAAGGGCAUGUAAAACUAACUGAUUUUGGCCUUUGUAAAGAAUCUAUCCAUGAUGGCACAGUCACACACACCUUCUGUGGAACAAUAGAAUACAUGGCACCUGAAAUCUUAAUGAGAAGUGGUCAUAACCGUGCUGUAGACUGGUGGAGCCUGGGGGCUUUGAUGUAUGACAUGCUAACUGGAGCACCGCCAUUCACUGGUGAAAACAGAAAGAAAACAAUUGAUAAAAUUCUUAAAUGUAAAUUAAACCUGCCUCCCUACCUCACUCAAGAAGCCAGGGAUCUGCUUAAGAAGCUGCUAAAAAGAAAUGCUGCAUCUCGCCUUGGAGCAGGAGUGGGAGAUGCUGGAGAUGUGCAGGGUCACCCCUUUUUCAGACACAUUAAUUGGGAUGAUCUUCUGGCUCGUACGGUGGAACCUCCCUUUAAACCGCUUUUGCAAUCUGAAGAGGAUGUCAGCCAAUUUGAUUCAAAGUUUACACGGCAGACCCCUGUGGACAGUCCAGAUGAUGCCACUCUCAGCGAAAGUGCCAACCAGGUGUUUGUGGGUUUUACCUAUGUGGCUCCCUCUGUACUUGAAAGUGUGAAAGAGAAGUUUUCAUUUGAACCAAAAAUUCGCUCUCCACGCAGAUUCAUUGGUAGUCCCAGAACACCCAUAAGCCCUGUGAAGUUUUCUCCUGGGGAUAUCUGGGGAAGAGGAGCAGCUGCUGGAACCUCAAAUACUCAGACACCAGGGGAGUUUCGAAUGGAAGCAGGUGGUGUGGAACAAAUGGAUGUGACUGUAAGCGGAGAAGCUUCAGCACCGCUACCAAUCAGACAAUCUAAUGCUGGGCCAUAUAAAAAGCAAGCUUACCCCAUGAUUUCUAAGCGACCAGAGCAUCUACGCAUGAAUCUAUGACAGUGCAGUAUUUACAGAUCUAUUCUGACUUACACAGGUGGUAAAAUAAAAAGCAAGAAUCGUUAACUCCCCUUUAUAACAAGGCAUGAAUGACCCUGUUGGGGAAGCAAAUCAUGGAAUCAGUUGCUGCACAGAAAUGUUUGAAAAGACUUAUAAACAUUAAUUUUUAAUAAAUAAUAUAUAUAUAUACAUCUAUAUAUAUAUCAGUGGUGCAAAAAAACAAAACAAUAACAUUCAGUCAGAACUGCACACGAGAAAUGGAGACUGCUUAUUUGGUGGAUUCCUACCUAAUUCUUUCCCUAUCACAGUUGGAAGCUGACAGUAUUACUUCAGUCAUAAACGUUUCAGAAGGUCACAAGAAUAGAUUUUCUUGAAAUCUAUCUCCAAAAUAUAUCAGGUGGUGGCAAUGAAUAUUGAUGAUUACACCAAUGUCAAACCAAACUUAAACUGUUAUGCAGUACUGCUUGAUUACAUAGCUGAAUAGUGCUGUGUGAUAAGAUACAUUUUGCUAUCCAAACAUACGAAUGUACAAACUUGCAGUACCACACUAAAAUAGGGCUAGUUUUACCCAGAAUCCAACUGGUUGUCUUCCAGUGUGUUUAAGGAAUACCUCCAAAUGGGUAUCCACAAGAUAAUUAUGGUCAGAGGUGUAAAUGGAUCCAUGUACCUUAAACGUCUGGAUGUCACAUGUUGCCAAUAACCUAUUUUCGCUUUCCCCUCCUGUUUCCUGUGCUCCCACAGCAACAUUGAGUGUUCAUCGAAUGAGAACUUUCAGCGCUGGGACUAUUUUUCCAUUGUAAAAAGUAUUACAUGGCCUUUAUACUCAUGUCUUCCAUAAUGAGAGAAACGUCUCAGAAGCUGAACCUUGGGAAUGUUAUCACAAUGCUGGUCUUGUCUUAGAUUCUGUAUGUAUGGCUUAAAGGUACAAAGAAAGAAAUAAAGGUAAAAUUACCUUGCUUGCCUUAAA
Molecule: messenger RNA, 2680 nt
Organism: Xenopus laevis (African clawed frog)
Lineage: Eukaryota; Metazoa; Chordata; Amphibia; Anura; Pipidae
Gene: rps6kb1.L
Product: ribosomal protein S6 kinase B1 L homeolog
Exons: 15
Coding region: 148-1713 (521 amino acids)
Biological process (GO): signal transduction
Cellular component (GO): synapse; mitochondrial outer membrane; cytoplasm
Molecular function (GO): transferase activity; nucleotide binding; protein serine/threonine kinase activity
Source: RefSeq, a predicted model, not a curated record